Molecule: messenger RNA, 1711 nt
Organism: Erigeron canadensis
Lineage: Eukaryota; Viridiplantae; Streptophyta; Magnoliopsida; Asterales; Asteraceae
Product: metal tolerance protein C4
Exons: 13
Coding region: 183-1535 (450 amino acids)
Biological process (GO): zinc ion transport; transmembrane transport
Cellular component (GO): membrane
Molecular function (GO): monoatomic cation transmembrane transporter activity
Source: RefSeq, a predicted model, not a curated record
UGUGUGGCCGUACACUUUUUCGGUGCGCUGAAGAGAAAACAGUAGCUGAUGAUGACUAUGGUGGUCACACACUCACGCAUAAACCCCCCACCCUACUAUCCAUCCACCCUUUCCUGAAAUAUCAAAUUAUUAAAUAUUUACUGUAAUCUUUUCAAAACCCUAAAUGCUAAAUAAUAAUAAAAAUGACAAUCUAUCAUCAUCAUCGCUCUAUUCUUACACGCAUUCGCCAUCAACGUAACCAUAUUACUCCUCUUCUGACCCGAAUUCUCGACACGCCCCAACCUCACCGCCCACACUCCAAUUUCUCACAUUCUUAUCAUCAUCACGCUGCUAACCACCGUUUUCUGCUAGACAUUUCACCUUUUUCAUCACGCCGUAAUCGUGAUUCUCCCCCUUCCACAAUCACUCCUUAUGAACACCCUCCUUCUUAUUACCGCUUCUCUAUUCACCGCAGUUUUAUAACUAGGCCUAAAAAAAUCAAGAAAAUAGAGGUUGAUGAUCAUAGUCAGCGAGCUGUUACAACAGCCUUAUGGUGUAAUUUUCUUGUAUUUUCGCUCAAGUUUGGCGUCUGGAUUGCCACCUCAAGCCAUGUUAUGCUGGCUGAAGUUGUGCAUUCGGUUGCAGAUUUUGCAAAUCAGGCACUUCUUUUGUAUGGUUUAAACAGUUCGAAGCGUGCCCCAGAUGCUAUUCAUCCGUAUGGUUACUCAAAGGAAAGAUUUGUUUGGUCGUUAAUAUCUGCUGUCGGAAUCUUUUGUCUUGGUUCGGGUGCCACGAUUGUACAUGGAGUUCAAAAUUUGUGGACUUCGCAGCCCCUUGGAAAUAUAACAUAUGCUGCAUUGGUGAUUGGUGGCUCAUUCAUUAUUGAAGGUGCCUCUCUUGCUGUGGCGGUGCAUGCUGUGAGAAAAGGUGCAGCUGCUGAAGGCAUGACACUGAGAGACUAUGUCUGGCGUGGACAUGAUCCCACAGCUGUUGCAGUCAUGACAGAGGAUGGUGCUGCAGUUACCGGGCUUGCAAUUGCUGCUGCAUCAUUAGUUGCUGUGAAAAUGACAGGGAAUCCUAUCUAUGAUCCAAUUGGUUCAAUCAUUGUCGGAAACCUUCUCGGAGUGGUGGCUAUAUUUCUGAUCCAGAGAAAUCGGCAUGCAUUGAUUGGUAGAGCGAUUGAUGAUCAUGAUAUGAAAAGGGUCCUUGAGUUUUUGAAGAAUGACCCAGUUGUAGAUUCUGUAUAUGAUUGUAAAAGUGAGGUGAUUGGGCCUGGUUUCUUUAGAUUUAAAGCCGAGAUAGAUUUCAAUGGGGUGAUAUUGGUGCAGAACUAUCUUAGCAGGACAGGACCUGAAGAAUGGGCCAAAAAGUUCCGUAAUGCUGCAGAGGAAAAGGAUGAUGCCGAAAUGCUUAAGAUCAUGUCAUUCUAUGGUGAAGAAGUGGUUACGGCCUUAGGGAGUGAAGUUGACAGGCUUGAGAAAGAAAUACAAGAAAUUGUUCCUGGCAUAAGACAUGUUGAUAUUGAAGCCCACAAUCCAAUUAUCCCACCACUUUGAAUUAUGCCAAGUGAUUUAACUUGCCGUGAAAAUUUUAAUCGUUAUUAUAGUUAUUAUUAUUAUCAUCAUCAUUAUCGUGUAGAUGUGGAUACCUGGAUUUUGAUGUCCUUCGAGGAAUGUAAAACAGCGACAAGGUUUUGUUAGAAAUAGAAAAUCAGAGUUCCAUUCCAUAUUAA